CAAGGCAGCAGUUCUCAAUCCCCUCUGGAAGUUCUAUGUUCCCAGGACUUCUGCCCUUCCCCAGAAGGAGCAGGAGAAAAUGACCAAGUUUCAGGAGGCAGUGACGUUCAAGGACGUGGCUGUGGUCUUCACCAAGGAGGAGCUGGGGCUGCUGGACUCUGCCCAGAGGAGGCUGUACCGAGAUGUGACCCUGGAGAACUUCAGGAACCUGCUGUCAGUGGGCUACCAGCCCUUCAAACUAGGUACGCUGCUACAGUUAGCAAGAGAAGAGAAGCUUUGGGUGACGGAGGCAGAGAUCCAAGGAGAUGGGUGCUCAGGACAUAGGAAUCAAAACAAGAUAGAGAUGCUUCAAGAAGUAGGAUUAAGAUACCUUUUACAUGAAGACCUUAUGUGCUGGCAAAUAUUGGAACAAUUUACAAGUAAAUCAGCCAGAAAUCGAGACUCCAUAAUAAAUCUUCAAGCCAAGAGGUCCAAGUUGCUAAAACAAAGAGAUCUCCCCUGUUGGGUAUGGGCAGGAGAAUCUAUUCAGAGCUCUGAAGAUGAGAACUAUGUAAUGAAGCUUAGAAGGGAGAGUUCCAAUAGUAUCAAAAAUCAAGAGUUUCCAAUUAGGACUACCUGGGAUUUCUGGAGGAAAAUGUAUCUGAGAGAAUCACAGAAUUAUCAGAGUAGGUGUCAGCAAAUUGAUGUGAAAAAUAAACUCUAUAAAUGUGAUCAUCAUGUUAGGAGGAGGAUUGCUCACCACCAUGACGAUAAGGGAGUUCACAAAAGAGAGGAAGUUUUCAGCCACGUUAAUUGUGGAAAAGACUUCAUGAAGAAAUCAUCCCGGUGUAGUAUAAUCCAAUCAGGAGAGCAAACCUCUGAUGAGAAUGGAAAAGGCUUCAGUGUUGGCUCUAAUCUUGAACUUCAUCAGCAAUUGCACUUAGGCGAGAAGCCUCUUAUAUGUAUUGAGUAUGGGAAAGGCAUAGGUUAUAGGUCGGUGCUUCCCAUGCAUCCGAGUAUUCACAUGGGACAGAAAUGCUGUAGGAAUGGUGAGUGUGGUGAGGGCUUCAGUCAGAGCUCACAUCUGCCUCCUCAGAAAGUCCACACAGCAGAGAAACCCUACAGAUGUCAUGUUUUUGCUCAAAGCUUAAAUAAGAACUCCUCUGUUCCCCCUCAUGAGCUUAUUUACCCAGGAGAGAAGUUGUGUACCUGUGACAGAUGUGGGAAGGGCUUCUGUCAUAGCUUCGAUCUUAACAUUCACUGUGUAGACAACAAUGAAGAGAAAGUGUGUAAAUGCAAUACAUACAAUAAAGGCUUUAGUCAGACGUCACAACUUCAAGCCCAUCAGAGAGCCCACCCUAGAGACAAAACAUACAACUGGGAGGCACCUGACAGGACAUUUAAUCAGACUUCUGGUCUUCAUCAGAGAGUUCACACUGGAGAGAGACCAUAUAAAUGUGAGGUGUGUGGUAAGGGCUUCAGUAAGGCCUCAAAUCUUCAAGCCCAUCAGAGAAUCCACACUGGAGAGAAACCCUACAAAUGUGAUGUGUGUGAUAAGAACUUCAGCCGUAAUUCCCACCUUCAAGCCCAUCAGAGAGUCCAUACAGGAGAAAAACCCUACAAAUGUGACACCUGUGGUAAGGACUUCAGUCAGAUCUCUCAUCUUCAGGCACAUCAGAGAGUUCAUACAGGAGAGAAGCCAUACAAAUGUGAGACAUGUGGGAAGGGCUUCAGCCAGAGUUCACAUCUUCAAGACCAUCAGAGAGUCCACACUGGAGAGAAACCCUACAAAUGUGAUGUGUGUGGGAAGGGCUUCAGUUGGAGUUCACAUCUUCAAGCCCAUCAGAGAGUCCACACGGGAGAGAAACCGUACAAAUGUGAAGACUGUGGGAAAGGCUUCAUCUGGAACUCAUAUCUUCAUGUUCAUCAGAGGAUCCAUACAGGAGAGAAGCCUUAUAAAUGUGACAUGUGUGGUAAGAGCUUCAGUCAGACGUCACAUCUUCAAGCCCAUCGGAGAGUCCAUACUGGAGAGAAACCAUACAAGUGUUACUCGUGUGGUAAGGGCUUUAGUAAGAGUUCAUGUCUUCAGGUUCAUCAGCGAGUCCAUAAUGGUGAUAAAUCCAAUGCACAUGAUGAAUGUGGUCAAGGCGUUCUUCAAGACUUAGACUUCUCAUUUUCCUCAGAAAAUCCACAUGGCAGAGAAUAUCUAUAAAUGUCAUGUUUUAAGAAUUCAUUAGUGAGCUGAGUUUUUUACAAUCUGAAUUCUGUUGGAGUACACCUAUGUUUUGUUUGAAUAUGACCAAUGCUUCGAGCAGAGCCCAAAAUGUCACAGUUCUUAAGAAAACACACAACAGAGAAUCCCUAUAAGAAUGGUAUGAGAAUUUUAAUCAGAACCUUCAUGUUCAAUAGAGGCUACAGGGGAAAAAGGCCUUUAAAAAUCAUAAGGUUGGGACUUGAACAAAAAUAUAAUGAUGGACAUGGAAAAAUCCAUUUCUGCUAGAAUGUAACUUCCUUGGAGGCAGAAACUUUGUUUACUGCUGUAUGAUCACGACCUUGAACCAGUGCGUAAUAAAUCAUAGAUGCUCUGGAAUUGCUUAACUUGAUAGGAAAAACCUAUCAUAGAUAGGAUAAAUAUUUGCAAAUUUUAAUGUGUUCAACGCCAAUUAGUCAUGAUAAUUGUACUAGGAAAAAGAAAAGUGUUCUCGUAAGAAGCCUUAAAAAGGAAUGCAAGGAAAUGAUCAUUUAAUAAAAAUGCAUAAAAUCAUGCAAACUGCAAUAUGAGUAAUAUUUUGGCAAUUGGCUUCUCUCAGCUCAG
Molecule: messenger RNA, 2794 nt
Organism: Microcebus murinus (gray mouse lemur)
Lineage: Eukaryota; Metazoa; Chordata; Mammalia; Primates; Cheirogaleidae
Source: RefSeq, a predicted model, not a curated record